Anopheles maculipalpis is the source of this 920-nucleotide messenger RNA. Its product is annotated as fatty acid hydroxylase domain-containing protein 2-like. Gene Ontology annotation, molecular function: C-4 methylsterol oxidase activity; iron ion binding. The transcript has 4 exons. The record is from RefSeq and is a predicted model, not a curated record. Gene Ontology annotation, biological process: sterol biosynthetic process. The coding region runs from base 31 to 894 and encodes 287 amino acids. Lineage: Eukaryota; Metazoa; Arthropoda; Insecta; Diptera; Culicidae.
ACAGCGCAACCAGCUGAACGAGAUUGAACGAUGGAACUGAACGUUACUGGGGCAGGUUACCUACAGCAACGAUGGGACGCAUUCUUGGACGUUGUCGGAGAUGACCCAGAACGAAUGUACGUGUGGGGGCUGUCGCUGUACACACACGGUCUCUACUGGGUGCUCGGAUCGUUCUUCGUCUUUAUGGAUGUGUUCCAGUGGCCAGCGGUGUUUAGAAAAUUUAAAAAUCAACCCGGCCUAAACGAACCGCUCAAGUGGAAUGAUCUGCGUAAGAUCAUUCGCACGGUACUGAUCAAUCAGCUGCUGAUCAGCGUACCGAUAACGCUGUUCGGCUUCCGUGCCCUGGUGGCUAGUGGUGCCGUGGUGAAUGUGCGUACCUUGCCGUCGCUGUACGAGGUGGUGCGAGAUCUGCUGAUCAGUGCUGCGGGUUGGGAGCUCGGAUUUUACUACAGCCACCGUUUGCUACACUCCAAGCAUCUGUACAAGCUGAUACACAAGCAGCACCACGAGUUCACUGCACCGGUUGCUUGGGCCGCGAUCUAUGCGCAUCCGAUCGAGCAUAUCUUCAGCAAUCUGCUGCCACCGUUGAUCGGCAUACAGCUGAUGCGCAGUCACGUACUAACGUCGGCCCUUUGGUUAACGUUUGUCAUUCAGGACACCAUCACCGGACACUCGGGCUACCACGUGCCGUUUCUGAGCAGCAACGAAGCGCACGACUAUCACCACAUGAAAUUCAACCAGUGUUACGGUGUCUUUGGUUGGCUCGACUGGCUACACGGUUCCGAUGCUCAGUUCCGUGCGUCUCGAUACUAUCAGCGGCACCAGAUGCUGCUCGGUACGCAAUCGGCCCGUGAGUUGGUACCGGACGACAAGAAAAUGCAGCACAAACAGUGAAGACGGGAGAGUAUUUUGUAAAUAAA